UCAGACGUCUGCACUUGGGAAUUCACUGAGAUCCGCACAAUUUUCACUGCGUCGGGUUUUGAAACGGAUGAGCACGGACACUACUUACAGUGACCUCUACCACAACUUCAUGUCUGAGUACGAGAACAUGGGUCACAUGAAACACAUUUCUAUGGCAGAUCUACCGAAACAACAUUGCUUCCUACCUCAUCACGGUGUCCUCAAGGAACAGAGCACUACUACAAAGCUCAGAGUAGUGUUCAAUGGAUCAUGCAACACCUCAUCAGGAGUUUCGCUGAAUGGGAUCUUACACGUUGGGCCAAAAAUCUAAAUAGACAUCUGCGAUGUACUACUCCGCAUUCGUCGGUUUCCAAUUCUUUUUGGAUCCGACAUCACAAAGAUGUUUCGGCAAAUUGACAUAGAUCCAAAGGACUGGCCGUUACAGUCCAUCCUCUGGAAGACCAAGGACAAUUCUCAGCAAGCGUACACCCUCACUACGGUCACAUACGGCACAACUUGUGCUCCUUAUCUUGCUGUAAGGACUCUACUGCAACUAGUGGAGGACGAAGGAUCCAAAUACCCGCUGGCAGUCGCUCCAAUGACUGAAACCCGCUACGUAGAUGACAUCUACGGGGGAGCUGACACAGAGACGGAAGCGAUUGCAAUCGCUAAACAAACCAGGGAACUCUGUGCAGCUGGAUUCUUCCCAUUAACAAAAUGGUCAAGCAACAGCGCUCGGUUACUCGCUACAAUGUCACCAAACGAUCAACCAGUGAAUUCGCUACGGGAAAUCGGAGAUACUACGGUGAAGGUCCUCGGAGUUGGCUGGAAUCCUCACCACGAUGUAUUCCAGUUCAACUAUAACUUGCCUGAAGAUCCUCCAGCAACAAAACGGGCACUCUUGUCUGAAAUUGCUCGUCUGUAUGAUCCUCUGGGAUUCCUCGCUCCGAUCAUCAUCAAAGCCAAGGUGUUCAUGCAGAAACUCUGGCUUGAAAAACUGGGCUGGGAUGAUCAAUUGGCCCCGACACAAUUCCACAAAUGGACGUUAUUUCGAGCGGACCUCACCAACCUUGCUAACCUCCGGGUGAACAGAUGGAUUAAUCUCAAGGAGAAUGUGUCUGCAGAGCUCCACGGGUUCUCAGACGCAUCCCAACUCGCUAUGGCUGCGGUGGUCUACCUGAAGGUGACGGAUCUUCAGGGGAAUUCGUCAGUUGCGCUUUUAUGCUCCAAAACUCAAGUAGCCCCUCUGAAACCACUCACAAUUCCACGGUUGGAGUUGAACGCUGCCGCACUUCUCACCAGACUUACUCUCUACGUGCGAAAAACACUUAACUUGGAGCAAUUACCAAUCUAUUUGUGGACUGACUCUGCAGUAACCCUCGCUUGGAUACAAAGUCAACCCUUUCGCUGGAAAACUUACGUACGCAACAGGGUUGCGAAAAUACAGGAUUCUCUUCCUGGAAGCCGCUGGACCUUUAUCGCUGGGAAAAGUAAUCCAGCUGACUGUGCUUCGCGAGGAUUGUCAGUUGGCAAACUGCUGAAACAUCCGCUUUGGUGGUCGGGUCCAAAAUGGCUCAGCUUGUCCCAAGAAAACUGGCCAACUAUUGAACCACCUGCUACGACCGCAACUCAUCAGGAAGAGAGACCAGGUCUAACCUUCAUGACAUUCGCUAAAACAGAUUCACAUCCUCUGCAAAUUCUCUUAGAACGCUUUUCUCGCUGGGUUUCGCUGGUUCGAACGCUUGGAAUCUGUCUACUUGCCAUCAGCCGAAUGAAAAAGGUGCUACAGUCCUCAUUAGCCACCCCGCUAUCCGCUGGAGACCUGGAACCCGCAAAAUGGCUGCUGGUCAAGUAUACACAAGGCCAGUACUUCUCAUCGGAACUCAAGCUGCUUUCUGACGGGGGAUUCCUACCAAAAAAUCACCCACUCGCCAAGCUGACCCCCUUUAUCGACUAUCACGGAAUUUUGAGAGUCGGUGGCCGCUUGAAAAAUUCGCUAUUGGACAAUCAGCAGAAGAAUCCAGCGAUUUUGCCUAAAUACUCACUGCUGACGUCACUCCUCAUCGAUCAUGCCCACAAACGGAACUUUCACGGGGGAACGCAAUUGACUCUGGCUGCGUUACGCCAAUCCUACUGGAUUAUUGGUGGCCGCGUACCAGUCAGAUCUCACAUCUUACGCUGCGUAGUCUGUGCUAGACACCGAGGUGUUCGAGCACAGCAAUUGAUGGGACAACUGCCCCCCUCUAGAGUGACUCCCGCCCGGGCGUUUCUACAUACUGGUUUAGACUACGCUGGGCCAGUCACUCUGAAAACCUUCCAGGGUCGUGGAGCGAAAACUUACAAGGGGUGGAUUGCAGUUUUCGUGUGCUUCACGACUUCCGCUAUACAUCUGGAACUUGUUACGGACUACUCUACAGGCGCAUUCAUCGCAGCGUAUCGGAGGUUCGCAAGUCGCCGGGGCAUCUGCCACACCAUAUAUUCGGACUGUGGUACAAACUUUGUGGGUGCAGAUGCAACUCUAAGGGCUGAAUUCGCAUCAGGAUCAAGAUCACUGGGAGAACUUUCACAUCUACUGGCUACAGAUGGCACAACCUGGAAGUUCAAUCCGCCUGGAGCUCCGCACUUUGGAGGUAAAUGGGAAGCUGCCGUCAAGUCUAUCAAAUUCCAUCUCACUAGAACUAUCGGAGAGCAUCUGAUGACUUACGAGCAGCUCACUACGGUUUUGACACAGAUCGAAGCCGUGGUAAAUUCUCGGCCUCUCGCCCCACUCUCGGAAGAUCCUGCCGACCUGGAACCACUAACUCCAGGUCACUUCCUCAUUCGAGAACCACUCACCGCUGUACCGGAACCCUCGCUACCUUCAACAACGGAAUCGACGCUAACUGGGUACAAAUUGCUACAACAACUGUUGCAACAGUUUUGGAGACGUUGGAGCAACGAAGUGCUACAACGUCAUCAGGGCAUCUCCAAAUGGCAUCGGGCGUCCAACGACGUCAAAGUUGGCUCUCUGGUGCUCCUCACAGACGAGCGGUUCCCACCGACAAAAUGGCCACUCGCUAGGGUAAUCGCUAUCCACCCAGGGAAGGACGGACAUACCCGCGUAGUAACACUGAAGACAGCUACCACGGAACUGAUCCGACCAAUUGCAAAACUGUGUGUUCUGCCCAUUGAAGAUCUUGACGUCUCAGCCGUCAACCCGGGGGAGAAUGUUCAGUCAACACCCAAAUUGCCCGGGCGAAGCGAAGUUCGGCUUACUCGCAGCAAGAAGGCAGCACUAAGCAGAGCAUAG
Messenger RNA from Neodiprion virginianus, 3268 nucleotides. RefSeq lists its product as uncharacterized. The transcript has 2 exons. The record is from RefSeq and is a predicted model, not a curated record. Lineage: Eukaryota; Metazoa; Arthropoda; Insecta; Hymenoptera; Diprionidae. The coding region runs from base 380 to 3268 and encodes 962 amino acids. Gene Ontology annotation, molecular function: nucleic acid binding. Gene Ontology annotation, biological process: DNA integration.